CUUUAUUUAUUUUGUAUCCUUUUGUUUGCCCACAAUUUUAUCCUUCAGCAUAUUUAUUUAUGAUUUUUAACAAUAAUUUAUGAAAAUAUAUCAUUUACCACAAUUUUUUAAUAUUUGACACUCACUAAAUUAUCACCGUAUAAAUAUUUGAAAAUUUUACUUUAUAAUUUAUUUUUCACUGAUGAAUUUGAAUAGAAAACUAGGCAAAGUUGUGGCCAAAUUCUCAGCUGCUACCAAGUCUCGCUCUCUUGCUCCUACGUACCGUUACACUCAGAUACAGAAAGGACCAGGCUUUUUCCAGAAGGUAUACCGUAAAUUCAUAGCCCCUUGGUACUUUAGAGCCAUUUCAGGCCCAUAUGAACGCUGGCAUCAUGCUUGUUUAACCAGAUAUCUGAGAGAACACGGGUUGUUGUACGACGAUUUAAUGUGUGAAAGAGAACCAAUAAUUGAAAGAGCUUUAUCUAUAUUAACGCCAGAUUUGGCAACUGCUCGUUUCAGGAGAAUAGCCAGAGGUAUGCAAAUCAGUAUGUUAAGGAUAUAUCCUCCACUGGAGGAGCAAAAUUAUGAUCCAUUUAUACCAUAUUUGGCGCCAUUCGUUGAAGAGGCCAAGUUCCAGUUACAAGAAGAAGAGGAACUCCUAGGUUAUCAUCCACAGGAUAGAAGACUGUUUUGCGGUGGUACGACAGGAUUUGGAGAUUUGGAGCCUGGAAUGCACUUUUUAGUAUCAUUUCCAUGUAUUUACGGAGGUGGUAUGGGUAAUAUGAAAACUAAAUAAUCUUAACAGUUUUUAAAACGUUAAAUUUUAUAUUUCCCAAAA
This is a messenger RNA of Theileria parva strain Muguga, 817 nucleotides long. RefSeq names its product Ubiquinol-cytochrome C reductase complex 14kD subunit family protein. The record is from RefSeq and is a predicted model, not a curated record. The coding region runs from base 182 to 775 and encodes 197 amino acids. Gene Ontology annotation, biological process: mitochondrial electron transport, ubiquinol to cytochrome c. The transcript is spliced from 3 exons. Lineage: Eukaryota; Apicomplexa; Aconoidasida; Piroplasmida; Theileriidae.